Molecule: messenger RNA, 503 nt
Organism: Sitophilus oryzae (rice weevil)
Lineage: Eukaryota; Metazoa; Arthropoda; Insecta; Coleoptera; Curculionidae
Gene: UQCR-Q
Product: cytochrome b-c1 complex subunit 8-like
Exons: 3
Coding region: 171-419 (82 amino acids)
Biological process (GO): mitochondrial electron transport, ubiquinol to cytochrome c
Source: RefSeq, a predicted model, not a curated record
UGAAUCUCUGGAACACAAAACACAACCCUGGCAAGGUUGAUUCUUGAAUUGUUCGUCAUUUUUACAAUUGUCCAUUUUUGCUAUAUUAAUAUUUAGAAUAAUUUAAGUUAUAAUCUAUUUACAAAUUUAUAUUUUAAUUAUAUAUUCUAUACUUCCAUUUAUUAAGAAUUAUGGGUCACGGUUUCGGACAACUUUACAAGUUAAGACGAAUAAUUACUUAUAGAUUAUCGCCUUACGAACUUAAAGCAUUUGCAGGAGUUGUUUCCCACGGAUUCCCCAAUACUCUCCGUAGACUUCUAGAAAACGUUCCCUAUAUGGUACCACCAAUAGCUUUAGGGUAUGUAACAUAUGAACAACUUGAGAAGGAACAUGAGAGGCUCAUGAGAAAAAACCCUGCAGAUUUUGAAAAUGAUAAGUAAUUUUAUUUAUUGUUAUUAGUGCUCUUAGUAAAAAUAUGUAUACUUAUUGUAUUUAAACGAAAAAUAUAAAUAAGAAAAAACAAA